AUGAGCAGCGAUGUCUCACUGGCUCCGAAUCCCGAGAGCAAGGUCGAGAACCCAAGUGCAUAUUUCCAAAAACACCCUCCCGGCAUAACCUACGUCCAGUAUUCUCUCGACAAAGAAACCGAGUACCUGCCCCAGAUCCGCGAAUUAAUAUCUAAAGACCUUUCCGAACCUUACAGUAUCUAUGUCUACCGAUAUUUCCUCUAUCAAUGGGCGGAGCUGUGUUUCAUGGCAUUGGACACCACGGACAACAACAAGUUGGCGGGCGUGGUAAUAUGCAAAUUGGAACCGCAUCGAGGCGGGCCCCUGCGAGGGUAUAUCGCCAUGCUUGCGACUAAAGAUAGUUUUCGUGGAAAAGGUAUCGCUACGACCUUGGUCAGCAAAGCCAUCGACCUGAUGAUAGAGAAAGACGCGGAUGAAAUUGCGCUGGAGACCGAAGAGACAAAUACAGCAGCAAUGAAGCUCUACGAGCGGCUGGGAUUCCUUAGAAGCAAAAAGCUUCACCGAUACUACUUGAAUGGCAACAGUGCAUAUCGGUUGCUACUAUACUUGAAGGAGGGGGUGGGAAGUAUGCCAACCGACGAAUACUCUUACGGUGAUAUUCCCUUCCACGGAGAGGAUGACCAGGCCCACCAACAUCAAGAUGCUCAAGACAUUUUCAGCCAAGGCAUAGUCUGA
Capronia coronata CBS 617.96 is the source of this 675-nucleotide messenger RNA. Its product is annotated as ribosomal-protein-alanine N-acetyltransferase. Lineage: Eukaryota; Fungi; Ascomycota; Eurotiomycetes; Chaetothyriales; Herpotrichiellaceae. The record is from RefSeq and is a predicted model, not a curated record. Gene Ontology annotation, biological process: N-terminal peptidyl-methionine acetylation. Gene Ontology annotation, cellular component: NatC complex. Gene Ontology annotation, molecular function: protein-N-terminal amino-acid acetyltransferase activity. The transcript has a single exon. The coding region runs from base 1 to 675 and encodes 224 amino acids.